Scleropages formosus (Asian bonytongue) is the source of this 1893-nucleotide messenger RNA. RefSeq names its product SVOP-like (gene svopl). Gene Ontology annotation, biological process: transmembrane transport. Gene Ontology annotation, molecular function: transmembrane transporter activity. Gene Ontology annotation, cellular component: membrane. Bases 327 to 1811 code for a protein of 494 amino acids. The record is from RefSeq and is a predicted model, not a curated record. NCBI's taxonomy places the organism in Eukaryota, Metazoa, Chordata, Actinopteri, Osteoglossiformes, Osteoglossidae. The transcript has 16 exons.
AACGGAAGGCGUGGGGUAAAACUCUUCAUACGCGUGACUGGGAUCUCCUACGCGUUUGUUAUGAGCGCACCAGCAUACAAUGGCUCAGUCCAGCCACCCACCGAAGGGAAAAGGCGCUGCACCGUGUACCUUUAAGACACUUUAACUUCCUGCAAGCCGAGGAGUGGCGCGCGCCGCUCACCUGCCCAGGUGCGCUCACCUUGCCUUCAGCGAGCGAUGGCUGUCCGCGCGCGACACGCUGGCCUUAUACCUACUGAAUAAAUCCGAGCGCAACCACACGCUUUUUUUAACGGCAGAAGGGAGAAAAACCAACCCUGGAGUCCAGCAUGAAGGAGCAGCUGGUCAGCUCCAUCCAGCUGGAGGACGUUGAGCUGGACGGCGGACCUGCACAGCCUCCGCACGCAAGCCACCAGCCCAAAGAAAACAAGACCUACACCGUCGAAGAAGCCGUCGAGACGAUCGGGUUCGGGCGUUUCCACAUCAUGCUGUUUCUGAUCAUGGGCAGCGCCAACAUUGUGGAGGCCAUGGAGAUCAUGCUCCUGUCCGUGGUGUCCCCGGAGAUUCGCUGCGAGUGGCGCUUGCAGGACUGGCAGGUGGCCCUGGUGUCCACGAUGGUCUUCCUGGGCUUCAUGAUCUGCGGGGUGCUGAGCGGCUACGUGGCUGACAAAUAUGGACGCUGGAAGGUUGUCACAGGUGGCUUCGUGCUGUCUUCCUACUUCUCGCUGCUGACGUCAUUCGCCCCAUCCUACGUCUGGUUCAUCUUCCUGCGCAGCCUGGUGGGCUGCGGCGUGGCCGGGACGUCGCAGGGGUUUGUACUAAAGACAGAGUUCAUUCCAGCGAAGUACAGAGCGUGGUUACUGCCACUGUCAUCGAUCUUCUGGAUGGUGGGCUCCAUGCUCAUCAUCAUACUGGGCCUAACGGUGGUGCCCACCAUGGGCUGGCGUUGGAUGAUCCGCUUCUCCGUCGUCCCCAGCAUCGUACUCUUAGGACUCUUCCAGUUCAUCCCAGAGUCUGCUCGCUUCAACGUCUCCGAGGGGAACGUAAAGGCUGCCGUGGCGACGUUGGAGCGCAUAGCCAGGAUGAACAAGGCUUCGCUGCCAGAAGGGAAUUUGGUGGAGCCCCCAGAGACUGAGAGAGGAAAUUACUAUAUUUUGGUCAGUCCACCGUUCAGAAGGACGUCUCUGAUCCUGUGGUAUUCGUGGUUUGUGGCCUCUUUCUCCUAUUACGGCUCUGUCCUGAGCAGCUCGGAGCUUCUUGAGAAGAACCUGCUGUGCGUCACGGACAGCGAUGAAGAGCACAAUAUCAAACACGUCCAGGAGGAGGCGCUGUGCUACUGCAUCCCGUUCGGCAGCGCGGACUACGUGACUCUGCUGAUCAGUUGCCUGGGCGAAGUGGCUCUCAUUCCUCUGAACAUCGGUCUGCUGAACGUGGUCGGUCGCAAACGCAGCAUGAUCAUCAUGCUGCUGUGCUCGGCCGUCUUCUUCAUGCUGGUCAAUAUCUGCACGUCAAUGGUCGGCUUCACCGUGCUGCUCUUCCUGCUCCGCUCGCUGGUUUCCAUGAACUUCAACGUCGUUUACAUUUACACAGCUGAGGUGUACCCCACCGUGGUGCGCUCCUUGGGCAUGGGCUUCUGCACCUCCUUCAGCCGGAUCGGUGGCAUGAUAGCACCGUUCAUCGCUCAGGUGCUCAUGUCCAAGUCGGUGGUCCUCGCCCUGAUGCCCUUUGCCGUGGCUUGUGUCGUGUGCGCCGUGGGAAUCGCCCUGCUGCCCAUCGAGACCCGGGGACGGGCUUUGCUGCAAAAUGCAACAUGACUUGUACAGAUGGACGAAGAUGGUUUUAUCACGUGUGGUAAAAUGGACAAAAAUUAAAGUCGCUGCCUUUUUCUUCAAUCUU